GACUCUGCUGACCGGGCUGGGUCAUACAGGAGGGAUUUCAAAAUAAAAGACAGAAAGAAACUUCCUGAAGUUUCUCGAAGAUGAUUCAUCUGCAGAACCUGAACCCUCCUGACCCGAGCUGCUUGUCGUUGAAGAGCAACGAGUCGAAGGAGGUCAUUAUUUUCUUUAAAGAUCCGUCCUCACCUGGUGGAAAAAUAGAAGAACCGCAGCAGAUUUGGGAUCCAGGUUUGUCCAGAUGUUUGAGGAGCUGGAGGGAGGAAGACGAGGAGCUGGAUGAUGAAAAGUUGAUUGACAAGAUAACAGCAUCGAUGGUGGUGAAAUGUUUGCUGGUUUCCUCAGAAAGUUCUGUUGCAUCGGAUCAACGUGAGCUCAAAGCUUCUCUGAGAAAGAGGUUCUGCUGGGUGUCUGAGGGGACCACCGAGGCGGAAAACCGGACCCCCCUGGACCAGAUCUACACGGAGCUCUACAUCACAACAGGAGGGACCGCCCAGGUCCACGAGCUGCAGCUGAUGGAAGCGUCCUCCAGGAACCCAAACGGACCGGAGAGGACCGUCAGACAGGAAGACCUCUUCAAAGUCCUCCCUGGGAGAGACGGGCYGGUCAGAACCGUGAUGACGAAGGGCGUGGCCGGCGUGGGGAAAACGGUCCUGACCCAGAAGUUCACUUUGGACUGGGCCUCAGACAGAACCAACCGGGACGUCCACUUCCUGUUCCCGUUGUCCUUCAGAGAGCUGAACGUCCUGAAGGAGAGGGAGUUCAGUUUGGUGGAGCUGCUUCAUCACUUCUUCAGCGAGACCAGAGGAAGGUUCUGGUUCCAGGAGGUCCAGGUUCUGUUCAUCUUCGAUGGUCUGGAUGAGUGCAGGCUCCCUCUGGACUUCCACGGGAACCGGGUCCUGACCGAGGUCACGGAGUCUGCCUCGGUGGACGUUCUGCUGACCAACCUGAUCAGGGGGAACCUGCUGCCCUGCGCUCRCCUCUGGGUGACCUCACGGCCCGCRGCGGCCAAUCAGAUCCCUGCUGAGUGCGUCACCAUGGUGACCGAGGUCCGAGGCUUCACCGACCCGCAGAAGGACCAGUACUUCAGGAGGAGGUUCAGGGACGAGGAGCAGGCCCGCAGGAUCAUCUCCCACAUCAGGACCUCGCCGAGCCUCCACAUCAUGUGCCACAUCCCGGUCUUCUGCUGGAUCACCGCCUCGGUUCUGGACCAGGUCCUGAAGACCGGAGGGGGAGCCGACCUGCCCAAGACCCUGACUGAGAUGUACGUCCACUUCCUGCUGCUUCAGACCAAAGUCAAGAAGGUCAAGUACGACGGAGACGAGACGGGUCCAGACUGGAGUCCAGAGACCAGGACCAUGAUCAGGUCUCUGGGGAGGCUGGCGUUUGAUGAGCUGCAGGAAGGAAACCUGAUCUUCUACGAGUCGGACCUGACGGAGUGCGGCAUCCGUGUCAGAGACGCCUCCGUGUGCUCCGGUGUUUUCACCCAG
Austrofundulus limnaeus is the source of this 1484-nucleotide messenger RNA. Its product is annotated as protein NLRC3. The record is from RefSeq and is a predicted model, not a curated record. Lineage: Eukaryota; Metazoa; Chordata; Actinopteri; Cyprinodontiformes; Rivulidae.